Messenger RNA from Telopea speciosissima, 1579 nucleotides. RefSeq names its product galactan beta-1,4-galactosyltransferase GALS3-like. NCBI's taxonomy places the organism in Eukaryota, Viridiplantae, Streptophyta, Magnoliopsida, Proteales, Proteaceae. The transcript is spliced from 2 exons. The record is from RefSeq and is a predicted model, not a curated record. Bases 43 to 1551 code for a protein of 502 amino acids.
CCAAGUGAUCUGUUUCUGUGAAAUUUGGUCUUCUUUCUUACAAUGACGAAGAAAGAGAAAGAGAAGAAGAUGUUCGAUGGCGCAAUUUGGAACUGUGCAGCAGAACUCAAACUCUUGCUCACUGCUUUCCUCUUCCUCUCCUCUCUUGCGGUACUUCUCCAGUUUAUCCCAUCUCGUCUCUCCUCUCUCUCUCCUCCUGAUUUCCGCUUAUGUCUCUCUACACUCUCCACUCUCGCCCCUGCCCCUUCUUCUUCUUCUUCUUCUUCCUCAGCGUCUGUUCCUCUUCCACCACCGUCACCGAAACCGUCAAUAAACAAAAAUGAGUUAAUCAAUGGAAGCAUCAUCAAGAGAGCUCUCUACCCUUACGGAGCUGCUGCUUACUCCUUCGUCCAGACGGGUGCUUACAGGGGUGGCCUCCACACUUUCGCCAUCGUCGGCCUUGCAUCUAAGCCCCUUCACGUCUACGGUAAGCCUCUAUACGAAUGCCGAUGGUUCCCUGAUCGAUCCCAUAACAAAACCAUCUCCACCGUCGGUACCAAGAUUCUCCCUGAUUGGGGCUACGGUCGCGUCUACACCGUCGUCGUCGUCAAUUGUACCUUCACUGAGCCAGUCGGCGCCGACGGCUCCGGUGGACGUUUGGUUCUAGUUGCCUCCACUAAUGGUGGCGGCGAUCGAGAUUCUAACGUAACUGAAGAAAUCGAAGUGCUGAAUGAAGCUCCUGGUAGCUUGAACACUUCAAUUUUCACUUCUUCGCCUCCUUACGAUUAUCUUUAUUGUGGGUCGCCUUUGUACGGAAAUCUGAGCCCUCAGAGGAUAAGAGAGUGGAUGGCGUACCAUGUGAAACUGUUGGGAGAGAAAUCCCAUUAUGUAAUUUAUGAUGCCGGAGGGGUUCAUCCUGGGGUUUUAGAGGUUUUGAAGCCGUGGAUGGAGACAGGAUAUGUGACAUUACAGGAUAUCAGAGAGCAGGAAAGGUUUGAUGGGUACUAUCACAAUCAGUUUCUGGUGGUGAAUGACUGUUUGCAUCGUUAUAAGUUCAUGGCUAAGUGGAUGUUCUUCUUUGAUUUAGAUGAGUACAUCUAUGUGCUGUCCAAGAGAAAAAUUGGAUCUGUUCUUGAUUCGCUUUCCGACUAUACACAGUUCACCUUCGAACAGAUGCCAAUGUCAAAUAAGCUCUGUCUCGCCGCUGAUAAUGGAAAAACUCACACGAAAUGGGGGUUUGAGAAGCUAGUGUACAGGGACGUGAAGAGGGUAGCGAGGAGGGACAGGAAGUAUGCGGUGCAACCACGGAAUGUGUAUGCGACGGGGGUGCACAUGUCGCAGAAUGUGGGUGGGAAGACACUGAACAAGGCGGAUCGGCGGAUCAAGUACUUCCACUAUCACGACACCAUUGCAGAGAGACAUGAGCCAUGCCGGCAGCUUGUGAAUACAACGGAACUCACUUUCGAGGGCACCCCCUAUGUCCUUGACAACACCAUGAGACGAUUUGCUGCAUCUGUAAAGAGGUUUGAGCUCAACUUCAUUGGGACUAGAUUGCAAACAACUCCACAAUAACACCUGCUCUUCUUCACUUUCUUCUUUA